Ipomoea triloba (trilobed morning glory) is the source of this 1326-nucleotide messenger RNA. Its product is annotated as F-box protein At4g35930. The record is from RefSeq and is a predicted model, not a curated record. Lineage: Eukaryota; Viridiplantae; Streptophyta; Magnoliopsida; Solanales; Convolvulaceae. Bases 212 to 1036 code for a protein of 274 amino acids. Gene Ontology annotation, molecular function: protein binding. The transcript is spliced from 5 exons.
AACCCUAGGCCCCGCCUCUCUCUCAUCAUUUCCCUCCCUCUCCGACUCACUGGCUUCUCUCUCUCUCUCUCUCUCUCUCCUGCCGAGGAUUUUCUCUCUGUUAUACUUUUGCUAAUCAUGAGAUUGCUGAUUUUCAGAUUUUGAAACUAUAGGAUACUGAAAGCUUGGAUUAUUUGAGGACGGAAGGUUUUGUGAGCAACGAAAUAGAAUAAUGUCUCCCAGAGAUAAGCAAUCAAGGAUCCAUAAACAGAAAAGGCGGACAAGGAGUUCGAAGAACAAGUAUUUGAAACCAGGUGCUCUUGCUCAGCUUCGGUAUAGUAAGGUGUCAGCUGCCAAGUCUUGUACGGAUCUUGGAAAGAAAAGGAUAGCUGUGAUGGAUGCAGAUGAGCCGAGUGUUGAUGGUGAACUUGAAAGUGAAAUUAUUGCUAAAAGUCCCCUGAUUUUAUCUCCCGUUGGGUUUAGAUUUGGUUCUGUGUGUUCACCAUUUGAUAUGUCAAAGGUGAAUAAUCUGCAAAAGACUCCAAAGACACCUGGUGCUGAAGUUUGUGAGUCAGAGUCUCGACUUGAAUCUCUCCCAAUGGAUUUGCUGGUGAAACUACUUUGCCACCUUCACCAUGACCAACUCAAAGCUGUCUUCCAUGUCUCCCAGAAGAUCAGAAAGGCUGUGAUUCAAGCAAGACAAUUCCAUUUUAAUUAUACUACUCCAGAUCGAACUCGACAAGAGAUGUUGAGGAUCAUGACUCCUCUUCCUACAGAUCACUGGCCUUUUGUGAGCAAGGGUGAUGGGAAAGAUUUGGUUCCCAGCCCACACACCCCCAAGGCACCCAGGCAUGGUCCCCGCCCUCCUUCUCGUCUCAAGCACACUGAAAUGCGGCAAAUUGCAGCCGUUCUCUUCCAGGAAUCAGCAUUUCCUUCUUCGAGGUGCUUGGUGCCAUCUGUUCUGUCAAAGCCUUUAUGCAAAUCUCUAGGUUCCAACAGAGUUCUAUUCUAUGAAGAUGAACUGUGCCAGGCCGUCGCACAGAAUAAACUUCUUUGAUUUGAUUGCAGCGUGUUCCGUAGCUCCUUUGUGUGUGUAUAUAUAUGGUAGCAUUAGUAGUGGAGGGGUUGCAGUUUUGUCAGGUCACGGGAGCACUUAUUGGAGUUAUGGUGAUUGAAGAAGAUUGGCUUAAUUAGAGGUUUAGGUCUGAAGAUUGUGAACCAAUAAUACGUUUAGUGCGUCAGUCAGUAAUCGGUGGGGUCAGGUCUUGUGCAUAGUUUUCCUGUAUAACGGAUUUUAAAUUUAAUAGCUAUAUGGCGCAACAUCUAGUUCGCCUGUUUGGAAUUUCA